Messenger RNA from Alternaria metachromatica, 1062 nucleotides. RefSeq lists its product as uncharacterized. The transcript has a single exon. The record is from RefSeq and is a predicted model, not a curated record. NCBI's taxonomy places the organism in Eukaryota, Fungi, Ascomycota, Dothideomycetes, Pleosporales, Pleosporaceae. Bases 1 to 1062 code for a protein of 353 amino acids.
AUGCAUGGUAUGGAAUCUAUCGACCAGAACCUUAUGGCUAGCACACCCACAUCGUUCGACUGGCAAGGUCCCUCGCCCCACCUCAACCUCGAUACCACCAUACCGGCAACCUUCACAGCCGAUGACCUGGAUCUCGGCUCCUUCUCGGCUAGGAGUGGCAGCAUGCCCUCUAUCGCUAUAGAUGAAUGUGAGCCUUUCCCCAACUUCUCCACGCCGUCUUCACCAGUACCUUCAUUAUGGUUAGGUACCACGCGUGCCUCGUCACCCGAUUCCAUGCCACCCGGGUCCGCGCUGCCGCAGUUCGGUACGACAUACCCAUCGAUGAGUAAACCCAUGCCGUCGUCGAUCGAACCGCAUACCGCGCCUUCUUGGGAGUUUAUGGCUCAAGCAAGUAGCAGUCAGUUACAACCGGGUACUACCAGCAGUCGGGCCCACUCUCGCAAGACUUCGACCUCGUCCCAGUCUCAGGCUAGCAAUGAGCAAGCCAUGUCGCCGAUCCCGGAAGUUGAAGAUGACAUUCUUCCGUUGGCGCCAGCACCGCGAUUGCCUCGCCAAGGCAUAUUCGCAGCCCGCCAUACUGAAAGUCCUGGCCCAGCUUCGUCACGAUCAAGCUUCACCGAUCGCAGUCGCGCAAUUGUUACUACGCCAAUUCCUAGUCGCUUCGAAGCGGAGACUCUGACCACUGAAUUCGUACAACACAUCGAGUCCUUGGACUACCAAGCUUACUCCAUCUCUCCUGGUCUCUUUUCUCGGUUCUGCGAAUCUGUCUACCCAAACACUCAGCGACCUGCAGUUGAAAUCUCCGCAUCCAUGUCGAUGGCGCGCUUCCAUGUCUUCCUUGCCAUGGCCGUUGCGAUGAAGGUGAGAAUUAAGGAUUCGCCGGAGAACACGAAUGCUCUCCUCGAUACUUGCUACGAGCUUGCUAUGCAGCAAGCUUCAUCGUCCACAUUCUGGCAAGAGACAGGCGGGAUGGAAGCUGCUCAACUUUUGGCACUUUUUGCUUCGCUCCGCAAGCCCUCCACAGAGGAGCCACGUGGUCUUCAACACUCGUUUUCUUGGUGA